GCAAGUAGCUUCCAAAAUCCAUAAGAACGUUCUACUUCUUCAGUUCUACUACAACAUAACCCUAAAGUUUUUUUCCCUCUCUCCACGAACCAAUCUCUCUCCCUUCAACAAUGUCGAACCAAAGCGAAAACCCAAACCCCACUUCAAGUUCAACCAAGAUAACCCUAAAAACCUCAGACAAUGAACUAUUUGAGGUCGAAGAAGCUGUGGCCAUGAAGUUCUGCACUGUCAAGCAGUAUUUUGAUGACGAAAACAACAACAGCAUCACCAGUGGCGCUUCCACCACCAUGAUCCCUCUUCCAAACGUGGAAAGCCACCCGCUCGCCAUACUCAUCACCUACUGCAAGAAAUAUCUCAAGAUCAAGGCCAAUAACGCUGACAACAAGAAAGAGACGGAGAAAGAUAUGGAGCAGUACGAGCAAGAAUUGUUGAGGAAGGUGAUGCCUCAAGAACUCACCGAACUUAUACUCACCGCGUACUACCUCAACUUCAAGGAGGCCUUGGAUUUCUUCUGCCGGGCCGUGGCUAGUGCAAUCCAGAACAAGAGUGUCGAGUAUGUUCGCAAGUUCUUUGGUCUGGAGAGUGAUUUCGAGCCAGGAGAGGAGGAGAAGCUUCGCGAGGAGUUUGCUUGGUCUUUCGAGGGUGUAGACGAGUAUUGA
Messenger RNA from Quercus lobata, 659 nucleotides. RefSeq names its product SKP1-like protein 1A. NCBI's taxonomy places the organism in Eukaryota, Viridiplantae, Streptophyta, Magnoliopsida, Fagales, Fagaceae. Gene Ontology annotation, biological process: ubiquitin-dependent protein catabolic process. The coding region runs from base 111 to 659 and encodes 182 amino acids. The record is from RefSeq and is a predicted model, not a curated record. The transcript has a single exon.